AUGGGUAUAAUAACUGCCUCCCUAAUAGUCCUUACCAUCACCUGGAUCAUCCACUUUGUCUUCCGAAAGGGAAAAUUCAUCUACGACAAACUGACAGUAUUCCAAGGGCCUGCCGCCCUCCCACUCCUCGGAAACUUCCAUCAAUUCCACUUCUCUCCAGAGGAAUUCUUCGAGCAGAGUCAAGGGAUUGCCUAUAUGAUGAGAAAGGGGGAUGAGAGGAUAACAAGGAUUUGGUUGGGUGGACUGCCAUUCAUUUUGUUGUAUGGAGCAGAGGAGAUGGAAGCGGUUCUUGGGUCUCCGAAGAUGUUGAAUAAACCCUUUUUGUAUGGGUUCUUGAGUGCAUGGAUUGGAGAUGGACUACUUAUUUCAAAACCGGACAAAUGGCGUCCGCGUCGUAAACUCCUGACGCCCACAUUCCACUACGACAUUCUCAAAGAUUUCGUUGAGGUCUACAAUAGACACGGCCGAACUCUUCUCUCAAAAUUCGAGAACCAAUCAGAGACUGGCGAGUACAAAGAUGUCUUCCACACUAUCACUUUGUGCACUUUGGAUGUGAUUUGUGAGGCUGCAUUGGGUACUUCGAUAAAUGCUCAAAAGGAUCCAGACUCACCGUAUUUGGAUGCAGUCUUCAAAAUGAAGGAUAUUGUAUUCUAUAGAAUGUUGAGACCACAGAUGUACUUGACACCAAUUUUCAAGUGGUUCGGACCAGGAGCAGAACAUGACAGAUGUGUUAAGAUUCUCCACGAAUUCACCUCCAAAGCGAUCUAUGCCAGAAAAGCAAAAGUAGAUGCUGCUGGAGGAGUCGAACAGUUAUUAGCACAAGAGACAGCUGAAGGUAGACGGCGGAUGGCUUUCCUCGACUUGAUGUUGGAUAUGAACUCAAAGGGAGAACUGCCGAUGGAGGGCGUUUGUGAGGAGGUGGAUACGUUCACUUUUGAAGGCCACGACACAACAUCUGCCGCGAUGAACUGGUUCCUCCACCUGAUGGGUGCCAACCCACAAAUCCAAUCAAAGGUCCAACGGGAGAUAGACGAUGUUCUUGGAGAAGCAGACCGCCCGAUUUCAUACGAAGAUUUGGGAAAACUGAAAUAUCUGGAGGCUUGUUUCAAAGAGACCCUUCGUUUGUACCCAUCAGUCCCAUUGAUUGCAAGACAAUGUGUUGAAGAUAUUCAAGUCAGAGGGCAUACACUUCCAGCUGGAUCCGCUGUGGUUAUGGUACCGUCUAUGGUACAUAAGGACCCCAGAUAUUGGGAUGAUCCGGAGAUUUUCAAUCCAGAGAGGUUUAUUAGUGGAGAGCUGAAACAUCCGUAUGCAUACAUUCCAUUCAGCGCAGGAAGUAGAAAUUGUAUUGGUAUGAGAUUCGCAAUGAUGGAGGAGAAGUGCAUAUUGGCUAUAAUUUUGAAAAAUCUGAAAGUGAAGGCGAAACUGAGAACUGACCAGAUGCGAGUGGCUGCCGAGUUGAUUAUUCGACCAAUGUUUGGGAAUGAGUUGAAAUUUGAAAAACGAGAGUUUGGGGAUUAUACACCGAUUAUUGAUUGA
Caenorhabditis remanei is the source of this 1539-nucleotide messenger RNA. RefSeq lists its product as uncharacterized. NCBI's taxonomy places the organism in Eukaryota, Metazoa, Nematoda, Chromadorea, Rhabditida, Rhabditidae. The record is from RefSeq and is a predicted model, not a curated record. The coding region runs from base 1 to 1539 and encodes 512 amino acids. The transcript has 5 exons. Gene Ontology annotation, molecular function: monooxygenase activity; oxidoreductase activity, acting on paired donors, with incorporation or reduction of molecular oxygen; heme binding.